Neoarius graeffei (lesser salmon catfish) is the source of this 2430-nucleotide messenger RNA. It is a transcript of the gene rab9a, whose product is annotated as RAB9A, member RAS oncogene family. Gene Ontology annotation, biological process: retrograde transport, endosome to Golgi. The transcript has 2 exons. Gene Ontology annotation, cellular component: late endosome; lysosome; phagocytic vesicle. The record is from RefSeq and is a predicted model, not a curated record. The coding region runs from base 134 to 742 and encodes 202 amino acids. Gene Ontology annotation, molecular function: GTPase activity; GTP binding. NCBI's taxonomy places the organism in Eukaryota, Metazoa, Chordata, Actinopteri, Siluriformes, Ariidae.
AUGAAGGGACAAGCCUGGGGCGCCAUGACUCGGAAAAAUCCCUCUACAAGACCGGAGGAAUGGCGUUGUAUACACACACAGCUCUUCGAUAACUGUCGCUGAAUUAUAAAGGUUUCACGUUAAUUUCUUCACCAUGGCAGCCAAGUCAUCUCUACUAAAGGUGAUCCUGCUUGGAGACGGUGGCGUGGGCAAGUCAUCCCUCAUGAACCGGUACGUGUCGGACAAGUUUGACGCGCACCUCUUCCACACCAUCGGUGUCGAAUUCCUCAACAAAGAGCUGGAGGUGGACGGUCGGCGGGUGACCCUGCAGAUUUGGGACACUGCUGGUCAGGAGCGUUUCCGCAGCCUGCGAACGCCGUUCUACCGCGGCUCCGACUGCUGCCUUCUCACGUUCGGCGUGGACGACGCGCAAAGCUUCCUCAACCUCGGGCACUGGAGGAAGGAGUUUGCCUACUACGCUGACGUGAAAGAGCUCGACAGCUUUCCUUUCAUCAUUCUCGGCAAUAAAGUCGACGUGGUGGAGCGGCAGGUUACCACCGAAGAGGCACAGAGGUGGUGUUUUGAUAACGGCGGCCACCCGUAUUUCGAAACAAGUGCCAAGGACGCAACAAAUGUCGCUGAGGCUUUUGAAGAGGCUGCAAGGCGUGUGUUGGCACUGGAGGAUCGUCAAACACACGUCAUGCCCUCGGACGUUGUGGAUUUGCGCAGGAAGCCGCGCUCUGGCAGUCGCUGUUGUUUGUAACAGCUGGACGUUAAGGCAAAGUCAGUCUGUGGACCGUUUAAAGCUGCCCAAUGGACUUUUAAGGACUGCGCAAAAGCUCUGUUAGUCUAUCAAGGUUUUUCAUUUAGGACGUAUUGAGUGUCUAGUAGUAAGUCAAAGCAAUUGCAAAGUCGAAUUGUUAAAAUGAUCAGACCACAUGUUCGUUCUGGUCUGUGAGAUGUGAAUCUUUGAGUUACAUUCUGUUGAAGGUUCUUCCAUGAGUAGCAAAAUCAUGUUCAGCAUUAUUACACAAAUGGCUUUGACUAACUGCUAUUACACGUUCAGAAUGACCCAGAUUGCUGAAAAUACCUUCAGACUACCGGAGCUUCUCCGUAGCAGGUGGCGCCGGUGUGUAAGAAUCUGAAGCUCCAAACCAAUAAAGUCCUGCAGUUUUUGCAUCGGAGGCCAUUUUCAGGCCAGUGAAAUGUUGAGCACUCACGGGGAGAGUUUAAUGUACACCCUACCAGUCAAAGUUUUGAGUACACUGCAUUGAAGUUUUGAAACUAUUAAAUGUCCAUAACCACUUACGUGAUGCGUUUUUAUUUAAUUGGUUACUUAUACAUGAGUUUCAUUUGAAAAUUUUGAAGGACAAAGUAAAUGCAUUGAGAUGGAUGUUUAAGUGUAUAUUGGGGAAAACACGAUGAAGUAUAUGGCCAUUUUUAGAAUGACCCAUGAUUUUGAGGAUGUUUUCAGAUAUGAGGAAUAUGAUAUAAACAUAAUCAUGGAGGGGAAAAGUUUUUCUAGGAAUUGUACUAAAACCAUUUUGAACAAAAAUGUAAUUUGAGCACUUUUUUUUUUUUUUUCCUCCCUUCUCUCCACAGUGCCUUUUCUCUUCUGAUGGAUAAAUAUUCAGUUUGGCAGCUUUCAGAGGCACUUGAAAGAACACUAGUGGAAAAUGAAACAUUCUUGUGCAUUGAUUUUUAGCAUCAUCCAUUACAAAAAAUAACCACUCUGAUAACUCACUAACACGUGACAACACGUAACAAUAACUGCCCAACUGUGGUGACACGUCAGACCUAUGUUUAAGGAUGUUUUCGUCCAUGUGGUAGGAUCAGGAUAGAGCUCUUACUUUGGAUCUCAUUAACCCACGCCGAGCAUUUUGAUGAACAUGGUGGGAGCCCUCCUUAUGCCCCUCCAACACUCAGUCCUAUUUGCAUAUAUUUGUGCUGUUUUAUAAGGAAAGGGCAACGAUUUAAUUUUAAGUACACACUAGGAAGGCCUUACCUCUUUAAAUCUUUAAAUCUAGAAUAUAACACUGUUUGGAAGAUUAUGAUCUUACUGAGUAUGUAUGUUGUUCCUAAUGAAAGAGCAAUCACUUUUAAUUUAACAGGUGGAUGUUACCAUUUUAGAGAUUAAUUUAUUAUAAAUUUGCUGUGAUUUUUUUUUUUUAUUUUUUUCCCCUCUUAGCUGCACAGCUAAGAAUAUUUUUUUCUGAAUUAAUAUCUCGUGUGUUGUGAUCUAUUUCAAGUCUGUCAAUUUGUUGAAAUAAGUAAGGGGCUGAAAAUGUAUAGUUUGAAAAACAAGCUAUUCAUACAUAUGCACUUACCUUCUCAUUUGUGCCAUCAACUUAACCUGCUCAAGUUCACAGGUACUGAAGCCCAAAUUAAAGCCCUAACGAGUGAUGAUUCUUUAAUUAUUGUGCAAAUCUAAUUAAAAUAUAAGUAAAUUCU